Molecule: messenger RNA, 1005 nt
Organism: Silurus meridionalis
Lineage: Eukaryota; Metazoa; Chordata; Actinopteri; Siluriformes; Siluridae
Gene: psma1
Product: proteasome 20S subunit alpha 1
Exons: 10
Coding region: 95-883 (262 amino acids)
Biological process (GO): ubiquitin-dependent protein catabolic process
Cellular component (GO): proteasome core complex, alpha-subunit complex; nucleus; proteasome core complex
Source: RefSeq, a predicted model, not a curated record
CGGUGCUCUUUUGCUCAGGUCUGGUCUGCACGAGAAGGGAAACUAAUCGAGCAGGAUCAUUGCGCGGCAGAGCGGCGGGCUGAGAGAGAGAGAGAUGUUCAGAAACCAGUAUGAUAAUGAUGUGACGGUGUGGAGUCCUCAGGGGCGAAUCCACCAGAUUGAGUACGCCAUGGAAGCAGUGAAGCAGGGCUCAGCUACUGUGGGGCUCAAAUCACGCACACAUGCCGUGCUGGUGGCACUGAAGAGGGCUCAGUCUGAGCUUGCUGCUCAUCAGAAGAAGAUCCUCCAUGUGGAUAAUCAUAUCGGUAUUUCCAUCGCUGGACUAACUGCAGACGCUCGACUGCUCUGUAACUUCAUGCGCCAGGAGUGUCUGGAUUCCAGGUUUGUGUUUGAUCGUCCACUGCCUGUGUCUCGUCUCGUCUCACUUAUCGGGAGCAAAACUCAGAUUCCCACACAGCGUUACGGGAGGAGACCAUACGGAGUCGGCCUUCUGAUCGCAGGCUACGAUGAUAUUGGUCCUCAUAUAUUUCAGACUUGUCCAUCUGCAAACUACUUUGACUGUAAGGCCAUGUCCAUCGGAGCACGCUCACAAUCUGCACGCACUUACCUGGAGAGACACAUGGAGAACUUCUCCACCUGUAAUCUGAACGAGCUUGUGCAGCACGGCCUGUGUGCUCUUAGAGAGACUCUCCCUGCUGAACAGGACCUCACCACCAAGAACGUGUCGAUUGGGAUUGUGGGUAAAGAUCUGGAGUUUACUAUCUAUGACGAUGAUGAUGUGGCUCCAUUCCUCGAGGGAUUAGAGGAGAGACCUCAGAGGAAGCUUGUCCAGCCAGCUGAUGACGUGGCUCCGUCUGCCUCUGAUGAGCCAAUGGAACACUGAGGAACUGAUUCAUUCAUCUUUAUGUAACACUGAUGUAGUGAGAUGCGGAGUUCAUUUGAAUGAAUUCCACUGUUUGUUUUCUAUCUGUACUGAGAUCAGUCCAAUAAAACACAUUUACAACA